GUGAAAGGGAAGGCGAAGGGGACGGGGGAGGAUAGAGAGAGAAGAAAAGAUAGGACUGAAUUGAAUCGACACACAAACAAUCAAAACACUUAACAAAGUCUUCUCUCUUCCAUUCUCUUCUCUCAAACCCAAACAAAAAACUUUUCUCCUUUCUUCAAACCCUUCAUCCAUGGCGUCGCCUCUCUUUCUCCUCUUUCUCUUCACAAUUUCCUUCUCAAUUCCAUCUCAAGCUCGUCCUUGCAAAUCCCUUUUCCUUUCCUUUUCCCUUCACCGUCACCGAACCCUCGAUUCCCCCCAUCCCUUCUCCCAGAUGGCCAUUAUCGUCGACAUCACCGAAUUCAAAUCUUCCUCCUUUUCCUCUUCUCCCGAUCCCCUUUUCCCCUCCGUCGCCGACCCCACCGACAUCCUCCGCUUCGAUCUCCCUCGUCCUACCCCUGUUUCAGCAUCAACCCAACACUUCCCUUACGAUUUCACCUCUCUCCGUGAUCGCACCAAGGAUAUUCUCAGCGUUGUUGUCGCUUUGCUCUUCGGCGUUGGCUGUGGCGCUCUCACUGCUGCCACUAUGUAUUUGGCUUACUCUUUGUUUGCUGGUCAAUUUGGGCAUCGCUCCUCUGUGUAUGAUGACUUUGGGGAGGAUGAGGAUGAUCUCAGUGAUGAUAACAAGGAGAAUAUUAAGAAGAUGGGUUAUAUCAACAUCCCUGACGACGUUGCCCCCGUUAAAUCAGUGCGUUUGAUGGUUGUCUCACAGGGUUAGACAACGUGCACGGUGUGCUCAGCAGAUAUUUUAACUGGAGGAUCCCUACUUAACUGUUGACUUGUGUUGGACUUCAUCAGCCCUUCCCUUAUAUAUGCUCUCUUUUCAGUUCAACUUUUUUUAAUUAAUUUUUUAAUCUAUUUACAGGGACCUGUAUUUUUAGACCUCUCUAAUGGUUACUUCUUCACAAAAUUAUUAAUUUAAGGUUAAGUAUUCCUCAUGUGAUGGCAUGAUAAAAGUUUCAUUUCA
Messenger RNA from Cucumis sativus (cucumber), 1003 nucleotides. RefSeq lists its product as uncharacterized. The transcript has 2 exons. Lineage: Eukaryota; Viridiplantae; Streptophyta; Magnoliopsida; Cucurbitales; Cucurbitaceae. Bases 170 to 754 code for a protein of 194 amino acids. The record is from RefSeq and is a predicted model, not a curated record.